GCCAGUUGAUGGUCCAAAUGAUGCCAUCAGUGCACGCCGCUGCAAAGCCGAGAAGACAUGCAUGCCCAUGGCGCAGAUUUGGAAGCUCAUAUAUUUAUUUUUGUUACCUCCUGAACUCCAACUGAGCUCCCGGGCGUGUUUCCUAAGCGGCCCUGCAUGUUGCUCAUCCUUUUUGGGAGGCUUUUACGCACGACUUGACUGGCGCAGAUGACGACCCGUUGACUAUAAAGUUAUUUUUACUUGUGCUAUAUCUUCAGUAUGACCGAGUCAAACUUAAGGAACGACAGCAUCCGCGGGAUCUAUUUCACGGAACCUCUCAAUGGCUCUGCAUUGGACCUAUUUUUUCUAAACGACAGCACUGCGACGUGUUCGAACUUUUCGGUGGACUGCCGAUCCGUGUGGCUCGGGCUUUUUCUCACCUUAUUUAUUCUGGUGGCAAUCGUGGGCAACAUAUUGGUUAUCCUGUCCGUGAUGUGCAACAGCCACUUGCAGACGGUGACUAACUUCUUUAUAGUCAACUUGGCUAUGGCGGACCUGCUGCUGAGCAUCGUGGUGCUGCCUUUCUCCGCCUCUCUUGAGGUUCUGGGCUGCUGGGUGUUCGGUCGGGUGUUUUGCAACAUCUGGGCGGCGGUGGACGUACUGUGCUGCACCGCCUCCAUCCUCAGCUUGUGCAUCAUCUCCGUGGACCGGUACAUCGGCGUCAAACACUGCCUCAAGUACCCUAGCAUCAUGACCGAGAGGAGGGCGGGCGUUAUCCUGGUUGUGGUGUGGGUGUCGUCCACAGUCAUCUCCGUCGGGCCGUUGCUAGGUUGGAAGGAACCGCCGCCCGUGGACGAGAGCAUCUGCAGGAUCACCGAGGAGCCCGGAUACGCGCUCUUCUCUUCGCUCUUCUCCUUCUACCUGCCGCUCCUGGUCAUCCUCGUCAUGUACUUUCGGGUCUACGUGGUGGCACGCAGGACAACCAAAAGCCUGGAGGCAGGCGUCAAGCGGGAACGAGACAAAUCCGUAGAAGUGGUCCUGAGGAUCCACUGCCGAAGCGUGCUGGAGGAUGCGCGCGCUGUCAGCUCCAAGAGCAGCAAGCAGCACCCGUUCAGGAGCUCGCUCUCCGUGCGUCUCAUGAAGUUCUCCCGGGAGAAAAAAGCGGCCAAAACCCUUGCCAUCGUCGUGGGCAUGUUUAUCCUGUGUUGGCUGCCUUUUUUCUUCUUUUUGCCGAUUGGCUCCUUCUUUCCAGCGAUGAAGCCAUCAGAGACGGUAUUCAAGGUGAUCUUUUGGCUGGGCUACUUCAACAGCUGCAUCAACCCCAUGAUCUACCCUUGCUCCAGCAAAGAGUUCCAGCGGGCCUUCACCCGCCUCCUCAGGUGUCGCUGUCGCCACAGGCGGAGGACUCUGCGUCGCUUCUAUGACCAGAAAUGGCGCUCGGCUGUCAGGGGAAUGGCAUUGGAACAAAGAGAACACGAGUCUGGCUUCACCACGCAGAGCUCCUGCGAUAGCUCUUUGUUAAGCAAGCCGGGGGGAAAUUUAAAGAGAUGGAAGUUGUUUCCACCGCUGCAGAAGUCCUCCUUUCAGCUCAAAGAAACAGUGAACAACCUGUCAAAUAAAAUCAAGGGAGGCGCAGGGCGAGGCAACACACCUGCAGUGGUCGAUGCAAUUUCAAUGGGGAUUUACAACGUCUGUGAACAAAGCAGUUAUCGCAUCUAUGACUUGGCUGACUGUUACGGCCUGAAGGAGACGGAUAUUUAAAUGGACCACAAGAGGAUGCUCUAUUCUCCGAAAGCCCUUUUGGAGCAGCAUCGUUUGAUCAUUCAAAUCCAGAACCAACACAAUAGACACUAAAGAAUAGGAUUCAAUACAAGAGCUGUAUCAGACAUCUGGCGUUGCAAAACUUAUGCUCACUUUUGACAUCUUGGAAUUCAGCUCCUGUAUUGUGUUGCAUUGUGAUCAUCUUCGUGUGGCCAGGAAGUGUAAAUGACAACUGUUGAUAGUUUGAGAAUGACGGUAUGAUCCUAGCACAAAUGUGACUUUAAACAUUAUUUCCAUCCUUCACGACCACAACAUUGCUUCAGUUUGGCUUGGUUUCAAUUUCACACUUUUAUAUAAAUAACUUGAUGUUUUUAUUUCGACAACACGCAGUAAAACUGUGCAGUUACUGGGGGAUUAAAUACUGCGCAGUGUAUCUUGUAACUUAUUCACUGCAUCAAUUUUAAGCGACACAUUUACUUGGACAUUAUAUCCUAAAAUUGGAGUGCGGAGUGCUACUGUGAUAUGAAUGUGCAUAGUUUUUUUUCAAUGCUGUGUUUGUGUUUUGCGCAAAUUAAAUUCAUUUAAAAAAACAAUUAAUAUUUUCUUCAAUUUCCCUGA
This is a messenger RNA of Hippocampus zosterae (dwarf seahorse), 2358 nucleotides long. It is a transcript of the gene adra1d, whose product is annotated as adrenoceptor alpha 1D. Gene Ontology annotation, biological process: positive regulation of cytosolic calcium ion concentration; cell-cell signaling; adenylate cyclase-activating adrenergic receptor signaling pathway. The transcript has 2 exons. Lineage: Eukaryota; Metazoa; Chordata; Actinopteri; Syngnathiformes; Syngnathidae. The coding region runs from base 259 to 1740 and encodes 493 amino acids. Gene Ontology annotation, molecular function: alpha1-adrenergic receptor activity. The record is from RefSeq and is a predicted model, not a curated record. Gene Ontology annotation, cellular component: membrane.